AUGAAUUUUUCUACCUAUUUUACUAGAGAAAAUCCACUUCCAGGACCUCUACCUUUACCCGGGAUAGGAAAUUUAUACUUGCUUCAUGGUGACUUUGAUGUAGUAUUUUAUAAUCUUCAAGAAAAAUAUGGAGAAUUAUUCGAAAUCUAUCUAGGUUCCGAUCGUAAGAUCUGGUUAGGUAAUGCAAAACUUGUCGAAAAAAUCCAUAAUCCAUCCACGAAAACAAAGUUUCCAAUUCGGGCCAUUAGUGAAGGACUCGAUGAAAUGGGAAUAACAACUAAAGGAAUAUCGUUUAAUAAUGACCUUGUUUCUUGGAAAUUCAACCGGCGAAUCAUAACAAAUAUUAUCAUGGUUCCUUCAUUCCUUCGACAAUUUGUCAGUGAAAAUGUAAAAGUUUUUCAUGAACUUGAAAAUUACUGGGUAAAUUUGAUGAAAGAAAAUAAUAACGAUAUAUUGGAUUUCUCUGAUUGGUUAACUAGAUUUUUUACAGACGUUACUUCGUUAGCUAGUAUAGGAAAACCUGCAUAUGUGAUGGCAGCUCAAUAUAACCGUCUUAUGCCAAAAUAUUUGAGAACUUUACAUUCUGAUCUUGAUCUUUAUCAAUCUGAAGAAUUUAUUGAUCGUCUUAGACUUUGGUUAAAAUCCGUACAUUUCUUUUACUUUGUACCAAGAUUUGUUCGUCAUUAUGUUCCACCUAUGAACUUUCUUUACAGAAAGUAUAUGCGUAAUAUAGAAUGGUUAGAUAAUUAUUUGAUUGGUUUCAUUAAAGAGAGAAGGAAAGAAAUUGAAAAUACUCCAAUAAAAGAAACUUUAAAUUCAGAUAUCUUAACAUUGCUUAUCUGCGCUAAUACAGAUAGGGACAAACAUUCCAUAAAAGCAAAUGAAGAAUUCUCUCGACCUAUGACUGAUGAAGAGAUUAAAUAUUGUAUUUUUGAAGUUCUUGGUGGUGGUAUUGAUACAACUGCCAAUUCGACAUGUUUUUUAAUAUAUUACCUCUGUAAAACCCCUGAUAAAAAGGCUAAAGUCUAUGCCGAAAUUGAUAAUAUUUUUCGAGGAGAUAAAACCCGGCAAGUGACUUAUGACGAUGUCGAAAAACUUGUGUAUGUAGAGGCAGCUGCAAAAGAAUCAUCUCGGUUAAUGCCAACUAUUCCCUCUGUUUUUAAACGCGCAAUAAAUGAUGUCACGAUUGGUGGUUUAAACUGGAAAGCAGGACAAGAGUUCUUUGUUCAUCAACAUUAUAUUCAUCAUAACAAAUCUCAUUGGUCAAAUCCAGAAGAAUUUAUACCAGAACGAUUUUUAAAUAAUACCAAUAAAUUUGAAAAAAAUAGCUUUAUACCAUUCGGUGGUGGCAUCCGUCAAUGCCCAGGUCGUCAUUUAGGAAUGAUUGGUAUUAAGACUUUUAUAGCUUUGAUUUUUAGAAAAUAUGAGAUUUCGUUAGAAGAUCCUAAUGCUCCUUUAAAAAAGGUCUAUACUUUAGCUAAUGAAUGUCAUGAAUUAAAACUUUACAUUCGACCAAGAAACGAUUAG
Molecule: messenger RNA, 1527 nt
Organism: Cetraspora pellucida
Lineage: Eukaryota; Fungi; Glomeromycota; Glomeromycetes; Diversisporales; Gigasporaceae
Source: the annotation of a GenBank genome assembly